Dentiscutata erythropus is the source of this 132-nucleotide messenger RNA. The record is from the annotation of a GenBank genome assembly. Lineage: Eukaryota; Fungi; Glomeromycota; Glomeromycetes; Diversisporales; Gigasporaceae.
AUGUUAGAGAAGAGAAAUGUUGAAAAGAAAAUAUUAGGAAAGAAGUGUAAUGUUUGGAAAAAGCAAGUAUCAGAAAAUAGUAAAUGUUGGGGAAAAUUAAAUAUCAGGAAAGUAAAUAUUAAUGAAGAGUAA